AUGAAGUUGGGAGCGCCCCCACAACCACCCAAAGAGAUGGUAGCUGAGACGCAGAGAAAGAGCGCAGACGUUGGGUCUGAAAAGCGCGACAGCGACAGAGACAGAAGAGACUUCGGCGGGUCCACAGAAAACUAUGGAGGCCCCACUGUCAGCCCUUCAACAACUACAGGCUACAUCCACGAUCGUUCGUGGCUGAGAGAGCAGUAUACCAAUCAGUUCGCCCGCUUUAUGGAUAUGAGGUCCUCUCCGGGUGUAAUGCUGCUGGGCCUCUGCACAACCACGGAGAUUAGAGAGAUGCCGGCCCACCUGCGCGAGACGCUCUGGAACCGCCUGCGCAGCCUCCUUUUAAAGCGCACAACGGAGAAUACAACGCCGGUGUCGCACGGCGAGUACCUCAGCGAAGGAUUUGAGUGCAGCACGUUGGACGCGUUCGAGUACGCGGGGCUUAACAUAGCCCCGCGAGUGUGGAUAAGCCCAUCGGGGCCGCGGCCCGAGGAGGGCGGGAUGCCGGUGAUUGGGAAAGAUGUGGAUGUGGGUGCGCUGAACUGGGCCCGCCGCGUGAAAAACGGAGAGGGCGGGAAUUUGGACUUCGUGGCGAAGAGGUGUGUGGAGCUGUGGGAGAACAGCGUGAGGUCUAGGCUGAUGGGGAUGCCAGUGUCGGGGCUGUGGAAGAGGGAACAGCUGUGGAGAACUGUAACAGCGGUUAUUGCGUAUAUUGAAUGUUUGGAUGCGAGGUAG
Messenger RNA from Morchella importuna, 738 nucleotides. RefSeq lists its product as uncharacterized. The record is from RefSeq and is a predicted model, not a curated record. NCBI's taxonomy places the organism in Eukaryota, Fungi, Ascomycota, Pezizomycetes, Pezizales, Morchellaceae. Bases 1 to 738 code for a protein of 245 amino acids. The transcript has a single exon.